Messenger RNA from Aptenodytes forsteri (emperor penguin), 910 nucleotides. It is a transcript of the gene MORN3, whose product is annotated as MORN repeat containing 3. The record is from RefSeq and is a predicted model, not a curated record. The coding region runs from base 1 to 717 and encodes 238 amino acids. The transcript has 5 exons. Lineage: Eukaryota; Metazoa; Chordata; Aves; Sphenisciformes; Spheniscidae.
AUGCCCAUUGUAAAAUACCCCAGGGCUACAGAGCCUCUCUGGCAUGAAUGGGACGGGAAAGCACAGAAAUGUGGAUUAAGACACACCGUCUAUGCUGUAAAUGGGGAUCAGUAUAUCGGAGAAUGGCUGGACAACUUGAAACACGGUAAAGGCACCCAGGUAUGGAAACGCACCGGAGCUAUUUAUAGCGGUGACUGGAAGUUUGGGAAACGGGAUGGUUAUGGCUCAUACAGCAUUCCUGACCCUGUAACCAAGGAAUACAAGAAGGUGUAUACAGGCUGGUGGAAAAACGACCGAAAAUGCGGAUACGGGGCGACGUUUUACCUCGGUGGAGAGCGCUAUGAGGGCGAGUGGAGCGGUGGGCUGCGGAGCGGCUGGGGACGGAUGUACUACCGGGAUGGAUCCGUCUACGAGGGGCAGUGGCUGGUGGACCGGCCCGGCGGGCAGGGGAUGCUGCGGCUGCCAAAUGAAAAUCGGUAUGAAGGAGGUUGGAAAGACGGAAAGAAGCAUGGCCCAGGGAAAUUCUUCUACUUGGAUAAGGGACAGUUGUUUGAAGGUAUCUGGGCAGCAGAUAUACCAAAAUGUGGAAUUCUGAUUGACUUUGGCAGAGACGAAGCUCCUGCCCCUACUCAGUAUCCAAUCCCAAAGAUUGAACUAGCUGAUCCAGAUGGUGUUUUAGCAGAGGCCCAGGCGAUGUUUGAUGACAGCCAAAAUUAAUAACCGGAUGCUGAAGAAAAAAAAAAAGAUGCGAGAUAAGAACACGAUCUUGGGUUACUUAAGUCAUUUGAGUCUCAAAUCCACACACUGUGGUGUAUCGUGUUGCGGUCUGCCUCACUUUGCCCUCAAGGCUGCCCAUGUACGCUUCACUGUGCAGGUGGCUUUGCUCAGAAGCCUCCUCUCCCACCCCCAU